AUGUCCCAGGCUCAACAGCCUAAGAUCUGCAGGAAGAAUCUUCUGAUCUCCAGCCCCUUCCGCCCCUGCAAUCACAUCACCCGAGCUUGUGAGCCGUGUCAUCUGCGCAAAACCCGAUGCAAUGGACGACAGCCAUGCAAGGGAUGCCAGCAGAAUCACCAGCCAUGCAUCUACCGUGCAGGAAGCGCCCGGAUGAAGAAAACUCGUCUACAAGAAGCCCGAACUGAAGGAGUUGGGCUACUGCCCAAGCCGUCGACGUCGGCAGCCACCUCUGCAGAAGCAAUCUCCCGCAAGUACGCAUUCCGAGCGACUUGGUCCAGUUUAAGCUUCAUCAAGCUCUACGGGUUGGAAUCGGAGUGA
Molecule: messenger RNA, 360 nt
Organism: Aspergillus wentii DTO 134E9
Lineage: Eukaryota; Fungi; Ascomycota; Eurotiomycetes; Eurotiales; Aspergillaceae
Product: Zn(II)2Cys6 transcription factor domain-containing protein
Exons: 1
Coding region: 1-360 (119 amino acids)
Biological process (GO): regulation of DNA-templated transcription
Molecular function (GO): zinc ion binding; DNA-binding transcription factor activity, RNA polymerase II-specific
Source: RefSeq, a predicted model, not a curated record